This is a messenger RNA of Kuraishia capsulata CBS 1993, 357 nucleotides long. RefSeq lists its product as uncharacterized. NCBI's taxonomy places the organism in Eukaryota, Fungi, Ascomycota, Pichiomycetes, Pichiales, Pichiaceae. The transcript has 2 exons. Bases 1 to 357 code for a protein of 118 amino acids. The record is from RefSeq and is a predicted model, not a curated record.
AUGAACUACCAGGGAGCGUUUUCUUUGGGUACGCCUGAUUCGCAGAGCUCAAAAAUUUUGGCUUUUUCGCAAACUCAGCAGGAUAUUCCUCACACGAUAUUCCCAGAAGUUCCCAAAUUUUCAGAUGAAUUCAGCAGGAAUUGUUUUGCUGAUAUUUUUGACCACGAUAUCAGUGUUCGCCAAGAUCUCAAACACGUUGACCAUUCCGGUUCAUCCAUUGCUAAACAGAUUGGGGUCACUGAAGAUCUUAUCAAUGAGGAUCUGGAUCUUGCAAUUGAAAUGACACUGAAAAAUCCUAGCUUCAAGGAACUGGUUGUUAAAUUGGAAAAAAAAUUAGAAGAUUCAGUAUUCAAAUGA